This is a messenger RNA of Scomber scombrus (Atlantic mackerel), 534 nucleotides long. Its product is annotated as cystatin-B-like. The transcript has 3 exons. The coding region runs from base 55 to 351 and encodes 98 amino acids. NCBI's taxonomy places the organism in Eukaryota, Metazoa, Chordata, Actinopteri, Scombriformes, Scombridae. Gene Ontology annotation, molecular function: cysteine-type endopeptidase inhibitor activity. Gene Ontology annotation, cellular component: cytosol. The record is from RefSeq and is a predicted model, not a curated record.
GCAGUUGGUUUUGUUCAGUCUUGCCACACAUUUUUACCACUGAAAGCUGUCAAAAUGAUGACUGGAGGGCCCGGGCAUACAGUAGCUGCUGAUGAAGAAAUUCAAAAGAUCUGUGAAGGUAUGAAGCCCUACGCAGAUCAGAGAGCAGGAAAGUCCUAUGAUGUCUUCAUCGCCAAGAGUUACAGGAGUCAGGUUGUGUCUGGGACCAACUACUUCAUAAAGGUGCAUGUGGGAGGAGAGGAUCACGUUCACCUGCGUGUUUACAAAAAACUCCCAUGUAAUGGAGGAGGCCUGGAGCUGAGUGAUAUGCAACAAUCCAAGAGUCACCAGGACCCUAUUGAGUACUUCUAAUAGUAUCAUAAACCGAGCAAAGUAUCCUAUCAACAAUCAAUACCAAAAUACUUUGUUUUUUUUUAUCUUGGCUCAUUAUAUGAAACCAGUGUUGUUCCUAUUACUAACAUGUAAUAACAUACCAUACAUCAUGAUGAUAGAAGAUGACAGUAUGUCAAGAACAAGAACAAAUUAAAAAAAUGA